AUGGCUGACUUCCAGCAUGAACAUCGACACAACCAGCCAUCAUCACACCACCCCAGACAACACGCUAGACCAUCAGCCAGCUCACUCCAGGUCCUUGCAGCACAUCAAAGCCUACCACAACGUGCUAGUAAGCCUCUGUCCUGCAGCUAUUGCAGAGGGCCACACUGGAAUGAUGAAUGUGAUCGCCAUACAACAAUGGACAGCAGAAAGGCCCGCCUGGCUGAAGAGAAGAGAUGCUUCCGUUGCCUCCGCGUAGGGCACGCAUCCAACAACUGUCUACGCACGAAAGACCGCAAGUGUGUCCACUGUGGUAGGCUUGGCCACAACCGCUCCCUGUGCCCUACUAAGUUUGGCACAAUGACCGAGAAUCGUCCUUACCAAUCCUACAGCACGGCAACAAAUAUCGCCACCCAUAUGGCAAGUGCUACUCAACUUCAUCAGCCGCAGUCGGACAGCGGCUCACUCCACUGCAACAUCUCCGGCAAGAAUGCUCUACUGCAAACUUCUGCUACAGCGGUGAGCGGACCCAAUGGGGUUGCAAUAGUACGUGUCCUUCUCGAUAGUGGUAGUCAACGGUCCUUCAUCAGACGGAGUGUGGCACAGUCUCUCAACAUGCCUGUGGAACAUGGCAAAGUCAUGCGGCUGUCAACUGUCGCUGCAAACAAGCCCACGGAUGUACCGACAGAAGUUGUUUCUGCAAGCAUUGCCAUUGCUAACAACCAACAGGUGAAGAUGUCUCUUCACACUCUACCCAAGGUCACUGACGCAUUUGUCCGCAAUGCGAUUCCAUCGGCUGACAUAUCUUUCCUGCAACUACUGUCAUCUGGGUCCUUGGCCGACGUAGUACCAACGGAAGAUACGCAGGUUUCCAUUGACAUUCUUAUUGGAGCGGACUACUUCUGUGCCGUGUUGCCAUCUGGACUGAACCUGAUCCAAUCUCGCUUCGGCUAUCUCCUCACUACCAGCCAUCUCACCGAGUCCGUGCAACCCUCUCCUCGACCAACAACUGUCCUCAGUGCGGUCUGCAGCCAGAUUCCGGCAUCGAACUAUGUCACGACGACCAAACUGUCAAAAGUCUCAAGGACUUCUGGCUACUCGAGAAUAUCGGCAUGUGGGAUUCUCCCUUCACAAAUGAUGAUGAUGUAG
Messenger RNA from Sycon ciliatum, 1146 nucleotides. RefSeq lists its product as uncharacterized. Gene Ontology annotation, molecular function: zinc ion binding; aspartic-type endopeptidase activity; nucleic acid binding. Bases 1 to 1146 code for a protein of 381 amino acids. The transcript has a single exon. Gene Ontology annotation, biological process: proteolysis. The record is from RefSeq and is a predicted model, not a curated record. NCBI's taxonomy places the organism in Eukaryota, Metazoa, Porifera, Calcarea, Leucosolenida, Sycettidae.